Lathyrus sativus (Indian pea) is the source of this 3090-nucleotide messenger RNA. The record is from the annotation of a GenBank genome assembly. Lineage: Eukaryota; Viridiplantae; Streptophyta; Magnoliopsida; Fabales; Fabaceae.
AUGGUUCACUUCCUUUUUCGCCAUACUUUUCAUUCCCAUCACUUCUUCUCCAUACACCAGCACACACCCAAGCAUUUCCUCUCCAACACUCUAAUCUCCACUUCCGUCAUGUCCUACCGCCCUAACUACCAAGGCGGAGGCCGCAGAGGCGGCGCCUCAUCCUCCGGUCGCGGCGGAGGCCAACGUGGAGGUGGCGGCGGUGGGCGCCGUGGUGGUGGACGUGGCGAGCAAAGAUGGUGGGACCCUGUUUGGCGUGCUGAACGCCUUAGACAACAACAAGCAGAGAAGGAGGUGCUUGAUGAGAAAGAAUGGUGGGAUAAGAUAGAGAAGAUGAAAAAAGGAGAGGAACAAGAGAUGGUUAUAAAGCGGUACUUCAGUAUUGCAGACCAGCAAGCCCUAGCUGAUAUGACUUAUCAACAUGAGCUUUAUUUCCAUGCAUAUAAUAAGGGAAAGAUUCUUGUUGUUAGCAAAGUUCCUUUGCCUGAUUACCGUGCAGACCUUGAUGAGCGUCAUGGAUCAACACAGAAGGAGAUUAAAAUGUCCACAGACAUAGAGAGGAGAGUAGGAAAUCUUUUAAAUAUGUCACAGUCAACUGGGGCAUCAGCUACUAGUCUGGCUUCUGUAUCAACUGAGAUGGAACAUAAAAUAUCAACAACGACUACAAAAUCUGCUUCACAACAGACUGAUACUUCAAAGGACAAACUCAGUGUUGCACUCAAAGAAAGACAGGAACUGGAGCAGACAAGUGAUAGUUUGAAGGAAAUGAAAUCAUUUAGGGAGAAGCUUCCUGCAUUUAAAAUGAAGUCUGAGUUUCUGAAAGCUGUUCAAGAAAAUCAGGUAUUGGUAGUUUCAGGAGAGACAGGCUGUGGCAAAACAACACAGCUACCACAAUUCAUUUUGGAAGAAGAAAUAUCACGUUUGCGUGGAGCUGACUGCAAUAUAAUUUGUACUCAGCCUCGUCGUGUAUCUGCAAUUUCUGUUGCAGCUCGUAUAUCAGCUGAAAGAGGGGAAACUCUUGGCAAAACUGUUGGGUACCACAUCCGUCUUGAAGCAAAACGUUCUGCGGAUACACGCCUUCUUUUCUGCACCACUGGUGUAUUACUUCGGCAACUGGUCCAAGAUCCCGAGUUGACUGGUGUUAGUCAUUUGCUGGUGGAUGAAAUUCAUGAAAGAGGCAUGAAUGAAGACUUCUUAAUUAUAAUUUUGCGUGACCUUCUUCCCCGUCGUCCAGAUCUGCGCCUCAUUCUAAUGAGUGCUACAAUCAAUGCCGAUCUGUUCUCUAAAUACUUUGCAAAUGCCCCAACAAUGCACAUACCGGGGUUUACUUUCCCUGUAGCCGAGCACUUCCUAGAAGAUAUGUUGGAGAAAACUAGAUAUAGCAUCAAGUUGGAGUUGGACAGUUUUGAGGGGAAUACAAGGAGAAAAAGGAAACAACAAGAUUCUAAGAAGGAUCCCCUGACUGAAAUGUUUGAGGACCUUGAUGUAGAUACGCAUUACAAAAAUUACAGCUUGGGUGUUAGAAAAUCCCUUGAAGCUUGGUCAGGUUCACAAAUUGAUUUGGGUCUGGUAGAAGCAACAAUUGAAUAUAUAUGUCGGAGUGAAGGUGGUGGAGCUAUUCUUGUAUUUCUUACUGGCUGGGAUGAAAUCUCUAAGCUACUCGACAAACUUGAAGGAAAUAACUUACUUGGAAACCGUAGCAAGUUCUUAAUCCUUCCAAUACAUGGUUCAAUGCCUACCAUUGACCAAUGUGAAAUAUUUGACCGUCCUCCCCCUAACAAAAGAAAAAUUGUGCUAGCAACAAAUAUUGCUGAGAGCAGCAUCACCAUAGAUGAUGUUGUAUAUGUCAUAGACUGCGGUAAAGCAAAGGAAACAAGCUAUGAUGCUCUAAAUAAGCUUGCUUGCUUGUUGCCAUCAUGGAUUUCAAAAGCUUCGGCACGUCAGAGACGUGGACGUGCUGGUCGAGUACAACCUGGAGUUUGUUAUAGAUUGUAUCCAAAACUGAUCCACGAUGCUAUGCCAGAGUAUCAGUUACCUGAAAUCCUCCGAACGCCUUUGCAAGAAUUGUGCCUGCAGAUUAAAAGCUUGCAGCUGGGAACUGUGGCAUCAUUUUUAGGAAAGGCACUUCAGCCGCCAGAUUCUCUUGCUGUUCAAAAUGCUAUAGAACUUCUGAAGACAAUUGGGGCAUUGGAUGACAAGGAGGAGCUUACUCCACUGGGUCGGCAUCUUUGUACUGUACCUUUGGACCCAAAUAUAGGGAAGAUGCUUCUCAUGGGCUCUAUCUUUCAGUGCCUCAGUCCUGCCCUAACUAUUGCCGCUGCUCUUGCUUACCGUAAUCCAUUUGUCCUACCUAUAAACAGAAAAGAGGAAGCUGAUGCAGCAAAAAAAUAUUUUUCUGGUGACUCUUGCAGUGAUCAUAUAGCCCUUCUUAAAGCUUUUGAAGGAUGGAAGGAGGCAAAAAGUAGGGGGGCUGAAAAGGAAUUUUGUUGGGAAAAUUUCCUAUCCCCAUCGACCUUGCGGUUGAUUGAUGAUAUGAGAACACAAUUUCUCAACUUAUUAUCUGACAUUGGAUUUGUUGACAAGUCGAGGGGUGUCCAUGCUUACAACCAGUACAGUCAUGAUUUGGAGAUGGUUUGUGCAAUUCUUUGUGCUGGUCUCUACCCUAAUGUUGUUCAGUGCAAAAGAAGAGGAAAACGGACAGCGUUCUACACUAAAGAAGUUGGGAAAGUUGACAUCCAUCCAUCUUCAGUAAAUGCUGGGAUUCAUCUCUUCCCUCUACCUUACUUGGUAUAUAGUGAAAAAGUUAAAACAACCAGCAUCUAUAUUAGAGACUCUACCAACAUUUCAGAUUAUGCACUACUUCUGUUUGGUGGUAAUCUCGACCCUAGCAAAAACGGUGAGGGCAUUGAGAUGCUUGGAGGUUACCUUCAUUUUUCUGCUUCCAAGAGUGUCAUUGAGUUGAUAAAGAAAUUACGCGAGCAGCUCGACAAGCUUUUAAACAGAAAAAUUGAAGAACCAGGGUUUGACAUUUCUGGUGAAGGAAAAGCAGUGGUUGCUGCUGCCGUUGAAUUGCUUCACAAUCAAAACAUGUGA